This is a messenger RNA of Penicilliopsis zonata CBS 506.65, 282 nucleotides long. RefSeq lists its product as hypothetical. The record is from RefSeq and is a predicted model, not a curated record. Bases 1 to 282 code for a protein of 93 amino acids. Lineage: Eukaryota; Fungi; Ascomycota; Eurotiomycetes; Eurotiales; Aspergillaceae. The transcript is spliced from 2 exons.
AUGGAUCUGUUCCUGAUCGAGCUCGAUGCCCUGCAGUACCGAGUCCGGUUCUGUUUCGCGCAGUUUCGAUGGAGACAUCAUCGCCGCCUGGAGACCACCACUACUGCUGCUGCUGCUGCUGCUGCUGCCACUACGAAUCCUCCGCCCGCCGCUGACAGCAAUCUAGACGCGCCGUCGGGAGGGGCCCCUCGCUCGCCUUCCAAGCGGAUCUCGCUGCAGGUCUCUAGGGACGCUGGGAGUGGCCCAGAGACCCAGCACAGGGUAAAAAAACCCCCGAAAUAA